AUGGCGGCUAACGGUACACCGGUCACGCAGUUCGGCUUGCUUCCGCUAACAGAAUGGGCGGUCUUUUUUAGUCCUGGCAAGGCUAAAAGGAAAAUGAGACCACAGUUAUGCUAUAACACGUUCAACACCAUGAGUGGAACUUCAACCAGGACACCACUGGAUGACCAAUUGCGCAAGAACGGACCUCCUGGAAGACUUGUGGUCUCACGCUUCGACCAAUACAAGGUCGAAAGCAAAGCUGGACCAUCGAAGUAUCUGAGUAAGUAAGUAAACCUACUUGCCUGGGCUUUUAGCUUUUCUUAUACCUUACUUUUAAAAAAUCAAGUCAAACCCUCCUUCUGAUCAAUUGGGUUCUUCCGUUGCUCACAUAUGGAAUCGGUCAUAAAACCUGAUCAUUUCCACAAAAUUAUCCCCUAGAAGUCUUACUAUCCUUUUUAAAGUAAAGCAAGCACUGGAACCAAGUCCAGACCAGACCAGAACCCUCGUCCGAUACAGUCCCAACGGAGGCUUCUCCGCACCCCAAAAAAAAGGCCGUCUAACGAUGUUUUGUGGGACGCCGCCUACGCGAAUGACGCUUCUCCCACCGGAAGCGAAGAAUUUCGUAGCCGGUAUUUCCUGAUUGCCUUCGUUUCUACUCGAUUUAGAACACUUUCUGCAGUUUUAUUCGACAUUUGCAGACGUUUUAUGAGAGGAAAUUGGCUCAUUACCGUGUAUAAGAUGCUCUUUUUCCGGGUUCUUAGCGUUUAUCUUGUGCUUUAAUUUAAAUCUAGUUGAUUUCCUAGUAGAAAGAGACACAGUCCAACUUUUUCAGUUGAUUUUUCAGCUUUGUGUUGAUAAACUCUCUUGUUUCCGGCCCAGCCUUCACAAGAUAAUUUUUAGAUUUUUUUUUUAACUGGAACUAAAAUUUCUAACUAUUUUCUAUCUGAAAAAAAAACUUCAAAACUCAUUUUGCAGAUUUUUCACGCUUGAUCCAUUCAAGCGUGGUCUAAUCUUCUCUAAUCUCGUAAAAAAAUAAUACAUGACGUUUUUUUGAAGUUUAUAAAUAAUUAUUUAAUUUUGACUUCAACCAGAGAUUAUAUUUUUUUGGUCAGUAUAAAUAUUGUGUUACUACUGAAAUUAUUUCUCGAAUAUUUUUUUAACUCGAUAGAUUCUAGAUUUCAAUGUCAUUUUUUUCAAAAAGGCCAGCCUAAAAAAAUUUUUUUCCAUCUUUCCAACGUCUCAAUCCACUCAAAUCGCUGUUAAAAUAUUUCAAAAAUUUAAGAUCACUGUAUUUUUUUAUUUCAUGGUCAUUUUUCGAUAUUUCAAUGACCUUUUGAACUUCCAGCAAAAAGCCAGAAGUCUACUUCUCUUCCAGAAAUUAAAAACCUGCCCCCAUUUCCUUCAAUUCGGAUUCUAUUCAACUCUGAUUUCCUGCUUUUUUUCUUCCAAACCCUCCUGCAAGCCAAAAAUGAGCCCAAAGAGCUAAAAAUCGUGGGAAACCGCGCGCCAGACUGCUGACAUCAGUAAUAGACCCACUUGAAUUUUCAAACUUUGUCUUUUUUCCCCUAUUUUUAGUCGUCUCCCUCUCCCAGCUGAACGGAUCAUCUCUAAUUUCCCAUAAAUUAUUCAAUUAGUUGAUGAUCUAAAUGGAAAAGUGGGUCGAAAAAACUUGGAAUACCAAAUAAUCCAUCAAAAAAUGUGUUUAUGUGUCAAAACGAUGACGCCAAUGCCCUUCUUUUGAAAGAAAAGUUUCUGAUGAAUUGACCUUUUUUAGAAUCUAUCAUUUGAACAUGUAUCCAGAGAACCCAAGAGUUAGGAUGUGAAGUUUAUUAUUUCAUUUUUUGGGUCUCCCAAUCCGGUCUUAAAAAACGAGAAUUUCAUUUUCCAAAGUUUUCUUUUGUGAAAAUUCCAAUCUUUAAGAGUGACAGUACCGUCAAUAAAGAUACGAAAAAACGGGGUUUCGAUCAAAAUUUUCUUGUAAGAAAUUCAAUCUUUCUGAAACUUUCUGCAUGACCAUUUUUUUUCAACACUUUAAUGAAGUUUCAGUUCAAAGAAAAAAAAACGCAGGUUCAGAAAAUUCCAGGAAGAUUGAAUCCCUUACAAAAAAAUUGUGAGCAAAGUCGCGUUGUUCCGUAUCUUUCCUGAUGGUACUGUAACUGCCCGAAAAUUCCCGAAGCUGACUUCGGAAAAAAUUUCCUAUUCAAAAAAAAUUCCUUGUAUCCAAUUCAUGGACCUUAAUUAUCCUUGAAAUAAACCUCACAAUCGUCACUCUCACUCAAUUACACUGAUUAUUCAGCUUUAAUCUAGUUUUUAUAGUUUGAUCCACCUUGUCAUCAUUACAAGGUCUAUAUUUUUCCGGAAGCUUUCCAGCAGAUGGUCAAACGCCUUCCACAUAGCUUCCCACCUUCUUCUACUUAGAAAAAAGCUUGUCGGAAGCCUUUCAGAAGCUUUCCAGCAGGCUGCUGGGAGACUUCUGGCAGGCCUAUUCAAUUUUUUUUUCCCUUUGAAGACCUGCCAACUACCUGCUGGGCACCUUCUCAAGGCGUUCUCAAGACCUUCUACUCAGUUUAAAGUUGGGAAGCUUCAGCUUUCGGUUCCUCGGAAGCCGUUUGGAAGCUUUUUGGUCGAACGCCUUCCACAUAGCUUCCCAACACCUUCUACUCAGGAAAAGCCUGCCGGAAGCCUUCCAGUAG
Molecule: messenger RNA, 2672 nt
Organism: Caenorhabditis auriculariae
Lineage: Eukaryota; Metazoa; Nematoda; Chromadorea; Rhabditida; Rhabditidae
Source: the annotation of a GenBank genome assembly